GCCCAGUCCGCAGCGGCCACCUCAGCAGUGCCACCUCAGCGGUGACACAUCAGCAGCAGACGAAGACCAGAGUACUUAAUGCGCCGCAGUCAACGACUUGCGGAGCGCGGAUCCGCAGGAACCAAGCCCCAACAGGGAUCUAAGACACCUCGGAUCCCGCGCAGGCGACACACUACCAUGGCUGCUACCGCCGACGUCAAUGCACAAGCCAGCCCCAAGAGGCCGGUUACCCCUCCUAUCCCAGUUCAGCAGUCCGAUGAACCACUUCUAGCGUUCCUCAAACGACUCCAAUUCUACUCGGAGACCACGACAGCUGAACUGAGCAAGUGGGAAAAGGAGGAAGCCGCCCGCCAGCAGGAAAUUCAACGCCAGCUGGCAGAGGCAGAGGCAGCACGUCAGCAGGCCGCAGCAGAAGCUGCAGCAGCCGCACGGUUGCAACAGCAGCACGUCGAGGCAAGUCAAAACCAAGUUCGUUACCAAGCUACAAUGGAGCUCGCCAACGAAGAAGCCACGUACCGGAGGUUACUCCGACAGCGGCAUUUUCGAGCAAACGAGGAACAAGAGGAGCCGACCAAGGACGAGAGAAACAAGGAGGCCACAACAGUUUUGAUGGAGAAUCUGCUGUACACGUGCAAGUGGCAGCACCGUGAACUGUUGGCCAUGCGGCAGGUCUUCAUCCGCCACGAAACGACGUUUAAAGCAUUGCACAAGAAGAACGCUACCAUGCAGGCCGAACUCAGCACACUACACGCCGCCAACAGCCAGCAGCAGACAAUCAACAGCCAGCUGCAGAACGAUGUCAGCACAGGGUUGGCACAACUAUCGGCAGCUGCGUCGACGGGCAGCGCAAUGGCAGACUGCAGCCCAGCCUUGGCCGCGCAGGCCAAGCAACUCGAGGAGCGGAUCAACCACGUGGUCGCGUCCCUCGACGACAUCAACAAGUUUGUUGGAACGUCGACAGUCAGCAAUCAACUGCAGACGCUCAGCGACCGCGUUCAGCAACGACCGGCCGUUGUCGCCAAGGAAUGGAAGAUGCCGAACUUCAAGAUCAAGAAGUUCGAUGACUACCGCAAGACUGAUCCGCUGCAAUGGUGGAUGGCUUUCAACGCGGAGGCGGAUGUACAUCACACUCCAGAACUACGGCAGCUUGACGCACUCAACCUCCAACUCAUCGGAGGGGCGCAGGCUUUCAUGACCCACAUGGCCGUCACGUUGGAAUGCACCAUCGCCACCCUCCACACCAAGAUUACGUGGGGGGAAUUCAAGAAGAAAUGGAAGACCCGGUUCAUGGUCAACAACCACAAGCGUCACGCCUUGAACAAGAUCUUCCGCAUGUUUCAGGGCCAGCAACCUUCACGGGAGUGGCUGACGGAGUGGCAAAGACUCGUCGCCACCCUGGAGUUGAACUUACCGUUCGACGGAAUCCGGGCCGAAUUCUUCGCUCGGUCAUGCGACGCCUUGAUAGCUGCUCUCGGCAGCGAAUUCCAGUAUGAGACCUUUGAUGACAUGAUCUCAAAGGCAAGAGAACUAAUCCAAGGAAAAGUCGGCCUACGCACGUCACAUUGGUCGAUGGUCACACGCAAAAGUCAAUCGACUGAUGCGUUCACUUGGUGCAUGUACUUUGCCCCGCUAUCAUGCGAGGCCGUGUCAUUCGACAUAUUGGACACUAAGUUCGAUAUGAUCUUAGGCAUGUCGUGGCCGCAAAGCGAAGACCAUCCGGUGAACUUCUAUCGACGCACCGUUCACGUUCGUGAUCGGCGUGGCGAAUUAGUCCCGUGUACGGUGCCACUUCCUCAUCCUUCGAUUGGUUGUCACGUGGUCUCCUCGGCGAGCGUUCGCCAAUCCAUCUGGCGGAACGACAUCAAGGAGAUGGGCAUAUGUUUUCUUCACGCCCUCCCACCCGGUGAUCAGCCCAAGACGGAUAUGUCGGACCCACGCAUCAUUGAGCUGUUGGACAACUAUGAGGAUGUCUUCCAAGCUCCCGCCGGAGUAGUACCGGAUUGGUCCAUACGCCACGGGAUCCCUCUCGAGGACGGCGCCGUACGUCCGCGCGGAUGUAUCUACCGCAUGAGCGAAGAGGAGCUUCAAGUGCUUUGGGCACAAUUGGACGACCUCUUGGCCAAGAGUUGGAUUCACCUUAGCUGUUCGCCAUACGGUGCCCCCGUUCUCUUUGUCCGGAAGAAGAACAAGGACCUUCGUUUGUGCAUCGACUAUCGGAAACUUAACGAGCAAACGAUCAAGAACGCCGACCCUCUCCCUCGGAUCGAUGAUCUUCUCAAGCGCCUAGGAGGCGCUAAGUACUUCUCGAAGCUUGACCUCAAAUCCGACUACCACCAGAUCGAGAUCCAACCAAGAGAUAGGUACAAGACCGCGUUCAAGACGCGAUAUGGGCACUUUGAGUGGAUCGUCAUGCCUUUCGGUCUCACCAAUGCCCCGGCUACUUUCCAAGCGGCUAUUCCCCACGGCGUUCCGGAGGACAUCGUCAGCGACCGCGACACUCGUUUCAUGUCAGUCUUAUGGACGACACUCAUGGUGGAAUCUGGCACCAGCAUGAAACCGAGUUCCGCACGGCAUCCUCAAACGGAUGGGCAAACGGAACGUGCGCACCAAACUGCACAGAUGAUGCUCUGCACACUCAUCAACCCGGAUCAGAAGGACAGGGUUGACCGCCUUCCCGACAUCGAGUUUGCCUACAACACUUCGGUGCACCUCGCGAUUGGCGUGACUCCAUUCGAGUUGCGUCACGGUGGACGGAAAGCACGUAUCUUCGAAGACAUUUUGCUUCCACAGGCUGUCGAUAUCGACGCCGCUUGCUCCCCCGCUUCUACAUGGAAGUACAUGGAACUGCUGGCCCGCGCAAACAUGCAAAAGGCUCAGGGGUUGUACUUGCCGCUUCGAGCGUGUUUAACGGACGAUGAUUGGAAGCCAGCGAUUGUGCACACUUCGCAACACGAACUCUUUGUGAGGGUGACACAUGCCAUCUUGGACGACACCUUCUGGGCAGAUAUCGAGAAGGUGAUGCAAACGUCCAAGAACCUCCUCAAGCUUCUGAAGAAGGUCGACGGCGCGGGCCCCACCAUCAGUAAGGUGUACGCCCGUAUGGACAGCGCUGUGGAGAAACUGAGGGAGAGCAGGCACUUCACGGAAGCAGAAAAGGAUGAGCUAGAGGGUAUAAUAAUGCGGCGGUGGAAUACAAUGACUUCACCACUGCAUUGUGCUGCGCUGUUUUUGGAUCCGGAGUACAGAGCGUCGCGGCCGGAAUCCGAUGCAGAGAUUGUGGGCAGGUUUUGGACAUGGCUUUACUCGUGGUGCAAGGAGGCUGCGUACAGGGAGGUCGACGCGGAGGUCUAUUCUUGGAUCGAGGGCACCGGAAGGCACACUACCGAAAAUGCAAGGACACAAGCCCGUACGAUGCAGCCGGCGAGGUGGUGGCGGAAGUGGUGCAGCGACAUGCCCAUCCUCCAAAAGCAAGCCGUUCGACUCCUUGGACAAGGCUCCUCCUCCUCUAGUUGCGAGAGGAAUUGGAGCUUGUUCGAACGGAUUCAUAGCCGUCUCCGCAACAAUCUUGGCACCGUCAAGCUAAGCACGCUGGUUUUCAACAAAUGGAACCAGCACUUGUUGGAGUUCUUGACCAAGAAACCGAAGGUUGACGAUGCGGCGAAGUGGGAAGAGGAUGAGCCGGUGGAAGAUCUCACACGAGAUGAGAUGGCGUCGGAUGCACGCCUGCGGUUGGGGGAGUGGCGUGCCCGCUUGUGUGGAACACAUUCGGUCCACGACGAAGGUGAGAAUGACGACUCGGGCUCCCACGAGAAGGACAUUCCUGUCCAAGCGCAACAAACAGCUGUUGCGGAGGAGGUCACAGUUCAGCAUCGUCGGCUGCACAACGAGUUGUUCGAGCUCGAGAGGGAGCUCAACGAGUUGUGGAGGAAGGCAACGAAAGCUUCCAAGUUUUUGGCCUGGCAGCAUUUGCAUGACUUGGAUCAGGCUACCAGGACCAUGACCCUCGAGCAUGCCAACAAGUACAAAGUUGCGCGGGCUGCUGCAUGUGCACCACCCUCCGUACCCGCCAAACGAGGGAGAGGGAGACCUCGAAAGGACGCUGCGACUCAUGGGGGGACAGGUGACGAGGAAGUUGAGGAUGCGGAAGGUGGAGAUUUGGAAGGUGUUGGUGCACCCACACGUGCGACAAGAAAGCGGGGACGACCACGAAAGGCGCCCGUGGAAGAGGAGGAGAUUGGAAAUAGAAAGGGGACACGGAAGCGAGGAUGUUUGCAGGUGCAGCCCGCCUAAGAGAAGGAGGAAGCAACGUUUGAAAAGACGAGCAGCGCUGACAAACGUGGAAGAGGAUGAGGU
This is a messenger RNA of Chara braunii, 4353 nucleotides long. Lineage: Eukaryota; Viridiplantae; Streptophyta; Charophyceae; Charales; Characeae. The record is from the annotation of a GenBank genome assembly.